Messenger RNA from Ruditapes philippinarum (Manila clam), 2300 nucleotides. RefSeq names its product cytochrome P450 2B19-like. Bases 96 to 1598 code for a protein of 500 amino acids. The record is from RefSeq and is a predicted model, not a curated record. Gene Ontology annotation, cellular component: intracellular membrane-bounded organelle; cytoplasm. NCBI's taxonomy places the organism in Eukaryota, Metazoa, Mollusca, Bivalvia, Venerida, Veneridae. Gene Ontology annotation, molecular function: oxidoreductase activity, acting on paired donors, with incorporation or reduction of molecular oxygen, reduced flavin or flavoprotein as one donor, and incorporation of one atom of oxygen; heme binding; iron ion binding. The transcript has a single exon. Gene Ontology annotation, biological process: xenobiotic metabolic process.
UGUACACUGAUUUCAUUCACAGCUGUUAGACAUAUGCAAAACAGUAAAAUUUGUUGUAAAAUAUUAUAAUAUUCUAUUUAGGAAUACUUACAGAAAUGGUGUAUUUUCUUGAAAAUGGAAUUGAUUAUAGUGUCAUAACUACAGUGGCUAUAUUUUUUAUCACAUUUUUCCUGGUUUAUAUUAACACCAGACGACAAAAAGGAGUGCCGCCAGGCCCAGCGUUAUUCCCUAUUGUCGGAAAUAUCCCGUCGUUGGCUUCCGAUGACACUCUAUGCAGAUUGAGCGAACUUCGGAAACAGUAUGGUGAUGUUUUUGGACUAUAUACCGGAAGCAAACUUCUCGUGUUUCUAAAUGGUUAUGAUGUCAUUCAUGACGCGCUGAUAAAAAAGGGAUCCAAAUUUAUGUUCAGAGCUCUACCAGCUUAUGACCAAGAAGAAGAUGUUCAUACUAAAGGACUGAUCUUUUCUAAGGGAGCAAUAUGGAGAAAUGGUAGAAAUUUUGUUGUAGCUACAUUACAAGAAAUAUGUUAUAAUGACAAAGGUUUUGUAGAACAUUUAGUAGAUUACGAGGUCAACGACUUGACAGAAACAAUUCUUAAAUUUGAAGAGCCCUUUGAUAUAGAACUCUACUUGAACUCAAGCGUUCAAAAUAUUAUAUUUCAAAUCGUUUAUGGACAUAGAUUCGAUUUGGAUGACGAAGAUUUGCACUGGUUUCAAAGAACUAUAAGAACCAAUUCAGAAAAGUUUUUGAAAACGGACGUGAUUUUAAACUGUCUUCCGUUUUUAGAACAUUUCCCUGUUGACAUUUUAGGUUUUAAAAAGAGCAGAAGUUCCUUUGAGAAGCAGUUAGAAUUUUUAACAAAAAUGAUAGAAAAGUUGAAAAACCGAAACGAAAAGGUUCACAGAAAAACUUUUGUAGAAUGCUAUUUAGAUCGAAUUGACGCGGAUAGAAACAAUGAUGUUGAAAGUACUUUCGAUGAAAGAGAUUUGAAAAUAGCAGCUUGCCAUCUUGUAAUAGCAGGAAGUGAAACAACUGCAUCGACGAUAAGAUGGAUACUUCUGUACCUCAUCAGAAAUCCACAUAUACAGGAUAAAUUGUACGCCGAAAUAACACACGUGCUAGGAAAAGAUCCCCCGACAAUUGCGGACAAAAAACGACUAACGUAUAUGCAGGCGGUUAUACUAGAAGGUCUCCGAAAUUCUCAUACGGUACCAUUGGCAAUGCCGCACACUGUUGAAGAAAACAUUUUAUUUCGUGGAUACCUUAUUCCCAAGAACUGUACAGUAAUUCCAAUGCUUAGCACCGCUCUUAAGGAUCCAGAAAUUUGGAAGGAUCCUGAAGAAUUUAUACCGGAAAGAUUUCUGAACGCAGAAGGAAAUGACGUGAUAGUUCCAAAAGAGUUCAUCCCAUUUUCACUUGGACCGAGGUCAUGUUUAGGGGAGACGUUAGCAACAAUUGAAAUAUUUCUUUUUUUGACAGGACUUGUUCAAAAAUUGGAAUUUUUACCGGAAAAGGAUGGCGUUAUCCCGGACCAAAAAGGAGAACUUGCAACCACAUUUAAUCCUAAACAUUUCAAAAUGAGAGUAGUGAAAAGAUAGGUUUUCAAUAGAAAUCUUUCCGUAAAUGUACAUAAAAUAUAUCUAUGUAAUGUGUUUUGUAUAACGAUAAUUGGUAUUCAGAUGUUUUAGUGUUCCUCCAGUCAAAUGUAUUUGUCAAGAAAGUCGCAAAGUUUCAAUAUACGAUAAAGGAAAAAAUAUGAUAAUUCGAACCUAGCGAGAUUGUACCUUAUAUCAGAGUUUUCGUCAUAUCCGAGUUUGUCAUAAGUGAAGACGCUGUAUGUAGAUGGUCACAAAGGAAAUGUUCACAGUGAUUGAUGCAUAUGAGCAAAAUUAAACAAGAGUUUGAUUUAAAUUAUUAAUUCCAAAACCAUUAAUUAUCACAAAAUUUGAUUUUUAUCGGGCGCAUUUUGGUUGACCAUGUUUGCGAUUCUAAAGAUAAUACUUGUAAGAGAUAUCGAUGGUCAUUAAGUAGAAAAUGUUAGUGUAAUGGUUAAGUUGACUGCCUAUCAGCAUUGAAUCAUGGCGCGUGCACUACCGUCUAGUAGAUAUGCAUUUGUCCGUAUAGCAAUAGGGAAAAUUUUAGAUUUGAUUUUGUGCAUUUUUUUUUGUUUUAACAAAAUCACACUGUUUUUAAAGUUUCUAAUAAAAAUAGCUUUUCUGAUGCACAACAUGUCACAGAGCUUUCAGGUAUUACAAUAAACGUUUAACUGAAGUUAUAGUGUCAUGUUUGAAUAUCAUAUU